AUGGCACCUAAGAAUUUGGCUGGAGACGACCAGAAACGUCAAGAUCUUGCGACCGUAGGAUCCUACAGUCCCCCGACUGCAAAUAACUCUUUGACUUUCGAGAUGGCGUCAUCUGCCGAAGAGGGCCUCUCUUCUAUGGAGAACUCGGACCGAAACAAGGACAUCGCGACUACCUUCCAGGCAUCCCGAGAAGCAAGUCAGCUGAUCCGUGACCUGACUCCCGCCUUGCUCACCUUGGGUGAUCGCAUCGACAACCUCAAUGAGAAGUACCAAAAGGUACACGAUCAGGUGGAGAGUGGCACCGACAAGCCGAAGGAGAUGGCUAAGGAAUCCGACGAGCUUGAGGAUUCUCCCCUCGCGCAAUCUGAGCACAAGAAGGCUAUCAUUCUCCGUCGUCUUGUUCUCGCGGGACUUAUCGUGUUUGGUCUCUUCGAUUUCUCCUUCUGCGAAGGUGGAAUGUCAGCUGAAGAAUGCGAGAUGGAGCUUCAAGUAUUUCUCAUCUAUACGGUGUUUAUCGUCGGUCCCGGCCUCAUAAUUCAUUCCAUGGGCCUAUUGCCGCAGUGA
Molecule: messenger RNA, 564 nt
Organism: Annulohypoxylon maeteangense
Lineage: Eukaryota; Fungi; Ascomycota; Sordariomycetes; Xylariales; Hypoxylaceae
Exons: 2
Coding region: 1-564 (187 amino acids)
Source: RefSeq, a predicted model, not a curated record